AAAAUGUAUACACAAUUACACACAUGUUUGUCCUUGGUCUCCCCAGUUACUUUUGCCCCGUUAAACUUUUCUUCAGUCAAACUCAACUGACGGACAGACAGAGCUUUGCGAUCUGAAAAAUGGAGUCGGAAGUCUCAUCCGAUGAAACAUCCACGGUCCCCGGCCUUCUCCCCCUUGCCUCCGCGUCUCAACAGCCAUAUGUCUCCGAACUCCUCUCAUUCACUCUUGAUCGCCUUCAUAAGGAACCGGAGCUGCUACGAGUCGAUGCGGAACGAAUUCGGAGGCAAAUGCAGGAGGUGGCGGUGGUAAACUACCGGGCGUUCAUCUCCUCGGCCGAAGCGCUGCUUGCUAUCCGGGAGGAAGUUUCUUCGAUUGACAAGCACCUUGAAUCUAUGAUAGAUGAAAUUCCUAAGCUUACUUCUGGUUGCACCGAGUUCAUUGACUCUGCCGAAGAAAUCUUGGACAAGAGAAAGAUGAACCAAACAUUGCUUGCAAAUCACAGUACCUUACUUGACUUGCUUGAAAUCCCUCAGCUUAUGGAUACAUGUGUUAGGAAUGGAAAUUAUGAUGAAGCUCUUGAUUUGGAAACAUUUGUUGGCAAGCUUUCAACAAUGCACCCGAAAUUGCCAGUCAUCCAAACUCUUGCAGCAGAAGUAAGGCAGACCACCCAAUCUCUUCUUUCUCAGCUUCUCCAAAAACUUAGAUCAAACAUUCAGUUGCCAGAAUGCCUCCGAAUCAUUGGAUACUUGCGACGAAUUGGAGUGUUCAGUGAGUAUGAAAUGCGCCUACAGUUUCUAAGAUGCCGCGAGGCAUGGCUUACUGGCAUUCUUGAUGACUUGGAACAGAGAAAUGCUUACGAAUAUCUCAAAGGGAUGAUAAACUGUCAUAGAAUGCAUCUUUUUGAUGUUGUUAACCAAUACCGUGCAAUAUUUUCUGAUGAUACAUCAGGAAGGGAAGAGAAUUGUGAUGGUGGGCUUUUAUUCAACUGGGCCAUGCAUCAGGUUUCUUCCCACCUCAGAACUCUUAAAGUCAUGCUUCCCAAGAUCAAUGACGGAGGAUCAUUGUCAAAUAUUAUGGACCAAUGCAUGUAUUGCGCUAUGGGACUUGGUUGGGUUGGACUGGACUUUCGUGGCUUGCUUCCACCUCUUUUUGAAGAGGCAGCCCUGAACCUAUUCACCAAGAACAUGAAAACGGCAGUUGAGAAUUUUCAGGUGGUCCUUGAUUCUCAUCGUUGGGUACCAUUGCCAUCAGUUGGGUUUCCAGCGAGCAGCUUGGGUGAUGAAAGCCAGGAGGAUGUCACUCCUCCUGCAAGUCUAAUGGAGCAUCCGCCUCUUGCUGUUUUUGUUAAUGGUGUAUCUGCUGCAAUGAAUGAUUUGCGUCCCUGUGCCCCUUUAAGUUUGAAGCACGUGCUCGCUCAAGAACUAGUCAAGGGAUUACAAGCCGUUUCUGAUUCUUUGCAGAGAUAUAAUACAACUCGUAUGCUUCGAGAAAAUGAGUCUGUGCUUUUCAUCUCACUUUGUCAUGCAUUUAUGGAGGUUGCUUUUACACAUUGUGUGACAUGCUUUGGUCGUUGUUACCCUGGCGGAGCUUCUCUAAUAGCAGAUGCCAAGAUUUUAUUUGAAGGAAUUACCAAGCUAUUGGCAACCUCUACCUCUCUUAGAGAACUACCCAAACUGAGCCACACUGUUGAGAACAAGAUUGUACCUGACAACAAUGGCAACUUGUCUUUGGUUGAAAAUGGUGGCGGUGAACAAAGUGAGGAUAUUACUACUCCUAACUCUGAAGAAAAAGAAGGGGAAGUCACUGAAGAGAACAAGGCUGUUGACACAUAACUUGAGAGUUUUUGCUACAUCAUUUGGUGCCAGAAAUUUCAGCAACUCAGAAUGCAAGUUUCUUGUGCAUGAACAGGGCACCAAGAUAUUCUCCUUCGCAUAAGUUUCUGUAUUGAUGGAUUUGAUGAUGAUAGCGGAUUUGGGGGGUUAAAUGUGUUACAAUUUACAAAUUCUAUACUGUAUAUUUAUAUGGUAUCCUUUAAGGGUAUAGGAACAUUGGUGGUUUUGAUUGGUUCAAGAGGCGAGAAUAUGACAUAUGAGAAGAAGACACCCCAUUCACUUGAGCAUGCUUAGCAGGGUACGGGUACCAUAAUUUCUAGAGUUUAUUGGUUCUCUGCAAGUGGCAUAGAAUUCUCAAACGUCCAAUAUAUAUUGUGCAAUUCGGUUUGUAAACUAUUUUAUUUCAAUUUUCAAACCAAAUCUACGAAUAGAAUUUAAUUUACAGAAAAUUCCGGCAGUCAGUUCAUGACUGCUGCCAGCACCUAUAGUUGCCACCCAAUGUACUAAGUAUAAUUUAUGAUUUUGUUGGAUGGAGUCUACGGUGG
Messenger RNA from Cuscuta europaea, 2377 nucleotides. The record is from the annotation of a GenBank genome assembly. Lineage: Eukaryota; Viridiplantae; Streptophyta; Magnoliopsida; Solanales; Convolvulaceae.